UGCGGCCUUCCAUUCCAGCAAGCCAAGAACGAACGGACCAUGGCGGUGACGGGGAAGCGUGGCGUGGGUAUCCCGACGAUCCUGCUCCAUGAUGGCGAAGGUACGAUCGUGACGGUCGAGCUCAAGAACGGCGAUCUCUACCGCGGCUUCCUCGACGAGACGGAGGACAACAUGAACUGCGUGCUCAAGGACGCGUACCGGACCGAUAUCCGUGGCAUGCAAUCGCACUGCGACCAAGUGUACCUGCGCGGGUCGCAGAUCCUCUUCAUCAUCUUCCCAGACAUGCUCAAGCACGCGCCAUUCUUCAAACGCGUCAAGCUAUGGAAGAAGCACAAAGGCUCGAUUCCAGCGCUGGGGCUCGGCGGCGGCGCGCACAUUGGCCUUGGCAACAGCCAGCGCGGCCCGACUGGCGCGAUGGUGCGCAAGGGUCCCGUGCGACGCUAGGCAGGUAGACAACUCUCUAAUUGCUUAACUAUUAAGAAUGCACCAUUCUCAU
This is a messenger RNA of Saprolegnia parasitica CBS 223.65, 496 nucleotides long. RefSeq lists its product as hypothetical. Lineage: Eukaryota; Oomycota; Saprolegniomycetes; Saprolegniales; Saprolegniaceae. Bases 40 to 444 code for a protein of 134 amino acids. Gene Ontology annotation, molecular function: RNA binding. The transcript has a single exon. Gene Ontology annotation, cellular component: U2 snRNP; U12-type spliceosomal complex; SMN-Sm protein complex. The record is from RefSeq and is a predicted model, not a curated record. Gene Ontology annotation, biological process: spliceosomal snRNP assembly; RNA processing.